CGCUGAAAUGGGGAGGACGCGGAGAGGCUACGCAGCAUCGCGUGCCGUCGAGACACGCUGCCCGGGCAUUGCAAUCUCGAUGCGAGACAACCGCCUGUCUGUCUGUGUGCGUUGGCUGCGGCUGCAGGCCCUUUUGGCUAGCCGUGAGUGCAGCCCUCGGGUGUCGCGUCACAAAAGGCCGCUUAUGAAUCGAGCAGCCUGAAGAAAAAAAUCGCUCUCCCGCCAGUCGAGACCCAGGCGGGCUCUUUCCACUUCGUGCUCUCCACACACGGGCCAUUGAGAGCCAGCGGCCAGCCGUUCGUUCCAGCCCUGCUGCCGCCUGCUCUGGGGUUCUGAGGCAUCCUGUCGCAUCGCCACUGGUGGAUCGUGGAUUGAAAUCCGCCCACGGUGAUUUCUUUCCGCGUCGCCGGUGCCAGGCGCUCCAGCCCACACCUUCCCUUGCCCCUUCCUCCCUUUUCUUUAUCUCAAAUGCGACUGCCGCCAUUGAAACCACGCAAUUGCCCUGCCUGAACCGCCCGCCGCAUCGCUCCUGCCCUCCGCCCCCGUCCGCCCUGCCAGCGCCCAUCACAGGUAGCAGCCACAUGGAGCGGAGCGCCUUCUCUUUCCACCAGACUGCCGCGGACAGCGUCGGCCUCCCCAACAAACGCCUCGAGUCGAGCUUCCAUUGACCCCGACCCGACUGGAUAUGCCUCAAUCUGCCUCUCCAUCCUGCCCCGCCGCCUACCGGCAGUUUCUCGCGAGUGAGAGUUGCAGUCCUUCGACAACCUAGGUCCAGGUCUCCGCAGCUCUCGGCCAACGGCGCCUCAUCUGGACGCUGCAAGCUCGACUCAGCUCAGCGCACCUAGGUGUAGCUACCUCGGCCAAACCGCACCAUCUUCCGCCUCUCCGACCACACUGUCAGUCAGCCAGCCCGAGGCGAGCUCAGCUCUCCAGCCCGCUUUCUUGAUUCGGCGCCGGCAGCCAUCGCCAAGCCGUUACCUGGGUUUGGCUGUUUCUGAUCCCGCUAUACCUCCACCGCCAGCCCUACUUGUCUCCGAAUCGCCUACCCGCUUGACCCCACGUGUUUGGCCAUCGCCAACUGCCAUCUGCCAAUCUGCCUUACCCACCUAUCUACCGACCGAGCCCCGGUAUUCACCCGUCCCGUGCCCAUUGAGCUGGAAUAAUGCUCGUCUCGGCACUCCUCGCCACUGCCCUGGCCGCCAGCCCGGGCAUGGCUCACUUCCUGCUGCGCCUGCCCCCUUCGAUGGGGUACCUGCUUGACUCCACGGGUGUCGCACCCUGCGGCGGCUUUACGUUUCACGGAAACAUCAGCGGUAACAACUAUCCAGUCAAGGGAUACCCCUUUGCCGCCACCUCGACGGUCCACAACGUCACGUAUACUGUCAAGAUCCGCCUCCUCAAGGAGCCCCCGGAUGUCUUCCAUGAUAUCCUGCCGCCUCUGUUCGUCGACCACUACGGCACAUUCUGCAUCCCUUCGGUUCCUGUCAACCGCUCGUGGGUCAACGAGCCUGCCGAGUAUCACGUCAUCUCCAACGACGUUACCUCGACCACAUACCAGUGUUCUGUCAUCCGGUUCACCGACCAGGAGGCUUUCAAUGCCAGCACGCGCCCUGUGUGCAGGAACACGACCAAUGUGAAUGGAACGCUUCAGCCCUGGGGUUCUGACAUCACCACCAGCCCGACGGCGAACACGGCCUCGGCGACUCCCACGCCCACUGAGGCCGUUGGAAGCCGCCACAUAGGCUCCAAGCUUGACCCUUGGCUGUCUGCUAGUCUCUCCAUCGCCAUUAGUGCUUUCCCCUUCCUUCUCUAAGGCGUCAGGCCGCCACCUGUUCUUACAAAAUGCUUUUUAAUGUGCGGGUUAUUUUGGGAUUUUAUUGUUAUUUGCAGGCGAUACCCCUAUUCAAGCUGCGGAGUCAUGGCGUGGGUUACUGUAUUGGUGGGAACCCUGUCGGGGUCAAAUGCAAUCUGGCAACGGGAAAGAUCUUUUUGGACGAUGGUCAUCAUGAUGGAGGAAACGGACAGAUACACAAAGGUGGUCCUUGCUUAUGGGUGCAACGGGACACCAUGAAGGGUCUACUUGCAUCACGACUAUCACUAUGCACCACUUUGUAAUGGUAGCUACCUAGAUCGCUUACCUCUCAGAGAGACAACAACAUGCAACAUUUUGGUCA
Molecule: messenger RNA, 2174 nt
Organism: Gaeumannomyces tritici R3-111a-1
Lineage: Eukaryota; Fungi; Ascomycota; Sordariomycetes; Magnaporthales; Magnaporthaceae
Exons: 2
Coding region: 1163-1813 (216 amino acids)
Source: RefSeq, a predicted model, not a curated record